Molecule: messenger RNA, 1575 nt
Organism: Amaranthus tricolor (Joseph's coat)
Lineage: Eukaryota; Viridiplantae; Streptophyta; Magnoliopsida; Caryophyllales; Amaranthaceae
Product: LRR receptor-like serine/threonine-protein kinase EFR
Exons: 2
Coding region: 16-1575 (519 amino acids)
Molecular function (GO): protein binding
Source: RefSeq, a predicted model, not a curated record
CCAAAACACACUAUAAUGAAUUCACAAGUAAUCUACUUUGUGUUUGGCACAAUCCUGCUGAGUGUUAUUGGGCCAUGCCAUCCUACUUCUAAUGAGACGGAUCGAUUAUCCUUACUCGAAAUCAAAGCCAAAAUCAAUGACCCUCUUGGAGUUAUGAGAUCAUGGAAUGAUACUAAUACUACCCACUUUUGUAAAUGGUAUGGGGUUACUUGUACUUUUAGGCUCCAAAGGGUGACUAUGUUGAACCUACAAUCUUCGAAACUCACAGGUACUCUUUCUCCUAGUAUCGGAAACUUAACCUUUCUUCGAGUAUUGAACCUCGAAAGUAAUAAUUUCGAUGGGAUCAUCCCUUUUGAAAUCCGUCGUUUACAAAGAUUGCAAUCCCUUUUACUUGGUAAUAAUUUUCUUGGAGGAGAAAUCCCAUCAAAUUUAUCUAGUUGCUAUAAUCCUGUUGAGAUGAAUAUGUUCAAUAACAUGUUAGUACGAGAAAUUCCUCCAAUGCUUAAUGUCUUGUCAAAUUUGAAAUUUCUUACCUUGUCUAUGAACAAUUUGACAAGAACUAUACCCUUUUCUCUUGGGAAUUUAUCAUCCUUUAUUGAGCUUUAUGUUUCUAGAAACAACUUGUUUGGAAGGAUCCUGAGUAGCAUAGGGAUACUUACUAACUUGUCGGUUCUUGCAUUAGCCGAAAAUAAGUUUUCUGGAUCGAUUCCAUCCACAAUCUUCAACCUCUCUAGUUUGAAAAUUCUAGAUUUAGGUGAGAAUGAGUUGGAAGGAAUCCUACCUUUAGAUUUAGGUAUCAUGCUUCCAAAGCUCCAAACUUUAUCCCUAGGGAAAAACCGGCUAACUGGCUCCAUACCACUAUCAAUAUCGAAUUCUACUAACCUAGAGUAUCUUCAAUUGCCAUCAAACAAUCUGCAAGGAAGUGUUCCUUCUUUGCACAAGUUAGAUAGGCUUGUUCGGUUUAACUUUGGCAAUAACUUACUUGGCCCGGGUGAAACUGAUGAUUUGAACGUUUUUUCUUCGUUAGUCAAUGCCACAAUGUUAGAGUUUUUUGUCAUCAGUAAAAAUAAUUUUGUAGGAAAUUUUCCUAUUACCAUUUGUAAUCUUACAAGGCUUGUAUUUCUAGGAUUUCAACUGAAUAACAUAGGUGGGUAUAUACCCGAGUGUAUAGAAAACUUAGCGAAUUUGGAGUAUGUUGGUGGGUGGAGGAACCAAUUAUCGGGUGUCAUUCCAUUGGGAAUAGGGAAGCUCCGAAGUUUAGUAGAACUAGAUUUAACCGAAAAUCAGUUAUCAGGAUACGUACCAGCUUCAAUUGGAAAUUUGACUAAGUUGAAUGUUCUUCAACUAGCUCAAAACAAUCUAGAAGGUCAAAUACCAUCAAGUUUGGGAAAUUGUAGAAGCCUUUUAGGAUUAGAUCUUUCCCAAAACAAUCUUAAUGGAAGUACAAUUCCUCCGAAUUUGGAAACCUUAAAGGCUCUUCGCGAGUUAGAUUUGUCUGAGGAACAACUUAUCUGGCCUAAUUCCAAAAUUUUUAGUGAGCCUUCCAUUGCAGUCAUUGAAUCUAUCAUUCAAUAA